AUGAUUCGAACGGUGUUAUUGUUCGUUGCCUUCUUCGUCGGAACAAACGUACAAUCGCAGCAACUACCUCCGGCGAGGCGUGAUGGAUUCGUGUAUCCACCCGGUCGGAAGAUCGACCCGGAAACGAUACUUAUCGAAGCGUAUUUUGACCCGGUUUGCCCCGAUUGUAGAGACGCCUGGGAACCGCUAAAGCUAGCGAUUGAUCACUAUGGAUCUCGCGUUGCCCUUUCUCUUCACCUCAUUCCUUUACCCUACCAUGACAAUGCCUUUGUAGCCUCUCGGGCUUUACACAUCGUGGAUGCCUUAAACGCCAAUGUUACGUUCAAUUUACUGGAAGGGAUCUUCAAGCAUCAGGCAUUGUUCUACAACUCGCAAACACAACUCAUCUCAAGACCUGCAGUUGUGGACAAACUAGUCAAGCUCGGAACAGUUACACUGGGAAGCUCCUAUCAUUCUCUUCUUAAAUCUGGCUUCAGCAACUCACAAUCUGAUCUUGCCACUAGGGUUUCUUUCAAGUAUAGCGUUUCAAGAGGAGUUUCCGCAACACCGACCUUCUAUGUGAAUGGGUUCGAGCUGCCCGGUGCUGGUUCUCCCAUGGAUUUUGAAGGAUGGAGAAACACCAUUGAUCCUCUCGUUAAACCACAAGGAGGAAAGAUACGAGACACCUUCUUUUCAUUCCUCACACAGCCAUCUUAUAAGUAG
This is a messenger RNA of Microthlaspi erraticum, 702 nucleotides long. The record is from the annotation of a GenBank genome assembly. Lineage: Eukaryota; Viridiplantae; Streptophyta; Magnoliopsida; Brassicales; Brassicaceae.